Molecule: messenger RNA, 2035 nt
Organism: Musa acuminata subsp. malaccensis (wild Malaysian banana)
Lineage: Eukaryota; Viridiplantae; Streptophyta; Magnoliopsida; Zingiberales; Musaceae
Source: RefSeq, a predicted model, not a curated record
UAUAUAGGGUCUCAUAGCAUUUACUAAUAUAACAGAAACCAUAGUAAGUCCGGGUUUUCAUAGCAUUUCUUACCAACUCUUACAGAAAACAUUGUUUCAUUAGUUCUACGAGAAGGUUUUAUUGAAAACAUUAGGAAACAUAGGAAAAGUCCAAACUCAAUCUAUCUGGGUUUCAACGCAGCUCCUGGUGUUCGAACUAGUCAUUAAUGGUCGGCAAAUGGGUACUCCUUUCGGUAUGUGUUGUUCACACUUUCUUUUUCUCUGGGGAGAAGCUCCAAUCUUACGGAUAGAGUAUAUGGUCCAACUACAGAACUUCUUCUUUUUCAUUACUUCCAUGGUCGUGCCUCGUGGCACGGCAGCACCCGUACUAUUUCAAUGGUUCGUCAGUAGAGAUGUUCUCACUGGUGCCCCUUCUUCCAAUGGUACUAUAAUUCCUAUUCCUAUCUCUUCAUUCCUUUUUAUGGUCUAUCUACAUUCCAGGAAAUUCAUACGCUCCAUGGACAGAGCUCAAAGUGGAGUGUUGGUCAGAGCAAGCUGCCCUAUUCUAUUACCAGACAUAAUUGGGAGAAGCUCAUCCGCAAGAAAUGCUGUAUUUCGUAUCGUUCCCGUUCUGCAUUUCCUUCUUAUCGAAUCCAUAGGGGACUUGUCAUAUUUCUCAUCUUUCUGCGGUCUGCUCAGUUGUCAAUUCUUUCUAUCUCUCUUCUCUAUACCACGUGAUAAGUCUGCGAAGCGUGAGCGGGCGCUGCCGCGUCAGCGGACAACUAUUAACAGCCUAGCAACUCCUUUAGCACAACAAGAAGCUCCCUGCCGCUACACUAAGUUACUUGCCUGCUUGUCUGCUUGUCCGGUAACAACUGACGAACAACUAAGUAAGACGUUGUUUGUCGACUUGCCUAGUGUCUUGUCUAUCCGUUACUUGGCCAGGCUUGAAGCUCUCGCCUUACCAACGAGCCGACUGCUGAUGACUGUUGGUCACGACUACUACCAAAAAGUGCAGAUGAAUCUUCCUAUCUCACAUGGAGGAGUCUGCAUCUUUCUUUUGGGUGUUUUUCUGUCGUGCGACCCGGUGGCUUAUGUGCGACCUGUGGCCCACGCCUCCUAUUUAUUUGUUCCGGGUGGGCGGCGUGAACUCUGAUUCGAUCCGGGUAUUCAAUCCCGCCGCUGAGAUGCUCAGUUGACUCCUUAACCUUGAUAGGAAGAUGGCUUAUUCCUAAAUUGGUGCAUAAGGGUAGGGAACUUUGGAUGAACUAAUGCGAAUGGGUGUAAGCCUCGCAGCUCGGAAACACCCAGUGCUGACCACACUGAGAGAGACGAAAGCUAGGGUAAUGCCAGUUGGCGAAGUGGCGUUAAGCAUCCCUAAAGGUACGCAAAGAGAGGUCGUGAUGAUAUAAUCUACGUCCGUACCGCUCCUCGUGGAGUAGAUCCCGCAUCCAACCAACGCUUUUACCAGGGAACGGGAGAAUUCCCACUACCGCAGGCAGGCCAGCCGGGUCGUGAGCGCUGUGGGAACGGGCUUCCCAAUAAGCCAGUCCCGGACCGGGUAAGCAUAGAAUUCCAGGUAGGGCCCUUAAGUCGUGUUGGCAAAUCCAAGGGUUGUGGGCGGAUAAAAGCAGACGUGGGGACUCGAGUCAGGGCGCAGCUAAGAGAGCCAUUCCAUUUAGGGCGAGAGAGAAUGCGCGGGCGGUCAAGUGCUCCCCUACUAUAAUAGCCAUUGCCGCCAAGCCAAUUCCUUCCUUCUUUAGAGGCAGACGACUACUACUGCACUAAUUAGAUGAAGAUGAUAGCUAGAAUGGACUGGUAUAGAAUAGAAAGAACGCGAAGCGCUAUAGGGGAUGUUUUUGGGGUUAGGAGAAUAGCUUCUGAACUUUGCCCCGUAACCUUUCCUGUCCGUCUCGACCGGCAGCAGCUGGUUCUCCCCCAUCUCUCCUAAACUUCCCCCGGUCUUCGGCCCGAGCUGUAUGAGGCUCAAACUCGUCCCACGUACGGUUCAGAGACCGAGCCCCAUCCCAGCUAGAAUGGUGCGGCUUAGGUCAAC